This is a messenger RNA of Quercus lobata, 639 nucleotides long. RefSeq lists its product as uncharacterized. The transcript is spliced from 2 exons. Lineage: Eukaryota; Viridiplantae; Streptophyta; Magnoliopsida; Fagales; Fagaceae. The record is from RefSeq and is a predicted model, not a curated record. The coding region runs from base 88 to 384 and encodes 98 amino acids.
AAGUGUUACAAACUUCAUGGAUAUCCACCCGGGUAUAAGCCAAAGGGAAAAUCUAAUGCUAAUCAAGUCUCUUAUGAUCAAGGAGCUAUGGUUGAGCAUUCUUCACUUGGAUCAGUUCAAUGUCCAAUCACAAAGGCUCAAUGUGAGCAACUAUUGGCUUUCUUCAACACUAGCUCUAAUUCUGGUGAUAAGCAUCAAGCUGCUACUGUAAGCAAUGGUGAUGGAGUGCCAAGCUUGAUGACUGGAGUUGCUGGUGUGGCUUCUUCAUUUGGUGUUCCUGCUGGUACUGGUUUGGCAGCCACCGUUUCACAUCCAUUAACAUCUAAUUCCUAUCUUGAGACUAUGGCAGGACCUUGCUCAUUGGAGCACAAUUGGUCUGGGUAGAGAGUACAAUGGCCUUUACCUGCUGGAAGAAAGCAAAUCCAUUUCUACUUUAGCUUCUGCAGUGUUUUCUGUCAAUUCUGUUCAGCCACAUGUUUGGCAUCUCAGAUUGGGGCAUUUAUCAAAUGCUAAAUUGGCUUUGAUGAAGAUUAAUAAAGUGCCUCUUCAUGGUUUUGUAAACAAUUUUCAUUGUGACAUUUGUCCUCUUGCAAAACAAAAACGAUUACCUUUUAAUAAAAGUGUUCAUAUUUCUGAAAA